AAGUUAUCACAUAGCCUAUUCGAAUAUUUCAUACUAGAAUAGUUAUGUAAAAUGUCAAGGCCAUCACGAAAACGGGAAAACUGGGAAGAAAGAGAAGCAAGAUUGCUGAAAGAAAAUGUUUUUGAUCACUUGGCCUACUAUAUCCAAGUUCAAUUGCCAGAGAAGAAGUUCGUCAGCAGGACAACUUCAUUACCUUACCUCGUUCCGAAAACAACGUCAUUUUCUCCACAAACAAGUAGAAGAAAUAGAGGAAACACACCAUCUUCGAAACAACAAAAACAAUUCAACGGCAAAUUACAAACACCACUAUACGACGACGCCAGGGCACAUAAGCAUGGAGGAAAAUCACGGAGUGCUACAGAGAAACCUAAGAAACAUAAUCACAGAGUUCGAGAUAUUUCAAGCGAUUCUUCGUCGUCUUCGUCAUCUGACGAAGAUAGAGACAAAAGUUUAAAGAAAAGUAGAAACUAUACCACGCAUAAGACAAGGAAUAUGAAACGCCAGCAACGAUCUCAAUCAUCCUAUCCAAGACGGAAUAACGCUAUACAUCAUGCUUUCUAUUCAAGUCCAUACGCUGCUGAGGCUGUGACGACAGACAUAAGAAAAUUCAGAACAGCCGAAAGUAUGAGAAGACAAGCUGAGAGAGUGGCAGCUAAUACGUCAAGCUUGCUCACUACUAUUCCACUUACUAAAGUUAUCGAAAUCAACAAAUAUCGUUCGCCAACUAAGACAUAUUUACGAUGUUCCAGUAGUUUCUCAGAACAUGCAAAUGGUAUGCUAGCAUCUGACAAAGCUGUCCAUUAUGCGACAAAGCACGAAGAAAGAGAAUCGGCAAGGAAAUUUGCAAAAGAAAAGAAACGUAAAGAGAAAGAAAAACGCACGAGAAGAAGAGAGAAUGAAUCCUCACAGUCAUACGCAAGAAAAUAUCAAAAACCACUCAAGCCAAUAGUGGGAUAUGACUCCGAUCAAUCUCCAUCCGUGUCGAGCAAAACAUUGACAACAAGAUCUAAAUCUUCAAUGUCAGUCAACAGUGAGUCAUCAGAGUCUACAGUUGUUCCAAUCGAAACGUCUUCGUCCGAUUCCGAAGGAUCAUCAAUAAAACAACAGUACACGAAAACUUACGUAUCUUCUCAUAAAACAGUUAUUAAUAAGCCAAAGGAAAUGGGUUCGAGUGAUUCGUCAUCAGAAGACGAGAUUAAUUUGAAACACACAGAAAACAAAUCAGGGUCUCAGAAAAAGACUAGAUAUGCAAGAAAUGGCUCACUGCCAAACGGAUCAAUACCGGCUUCUUCACAUAAGCACAAAGAUUCUAAAACUCACAAAGAAUCUAGUCGAAAAACUAGUUCGGAUUUUAAAUCAUCAAAACAAGAAACUAAUAAACAUGUGAUGGAACGCGUGCCGAGUAGUAGCAGUUCGAGCGCAUCAUUCGUUACCUCAUCCCAGAAUCAAGCGACAAACGAUGGCUCGACAAGAAAAAGUUCGUCUAGUCAGCCAUCCGCCCCAACACAGCGACCAGUAAUUCAUAUAUAUUCUCCUAGCAGUUCAUCUAUAGACAGUGACACAACCAAGUCAGUUGCAAGCGUCGUACAUUCAUCGCAAAACGAAUCGCCACUAUUAGAGAAAAUUGAAAGAGCGACUUCUGAGCCUUCUGGCGGAAUCAAUGCAACGUCGGUUAACGUGAAAAACAAUGCGGUAUCACCAAGUCAAAGCCGUGUAAGCAACCAUACAUCUAGUGAAAGUUCUAUUUCAUCUACAGACACCGAAAAUAAAAAUAAAGAAGCGAAAGUCAAGCCUUUUGAUAUUAAUAACCAAAAAACUGCUUCAAACGACCAACAGCCAAUAAAAUCACACUCGGAACAUGAAAGUAGCAGGUCUGGGAUAACCACUGAAAAAAAGCACAAUUCUACGAGUAGUUCGAUGUCAGAGACACGAGACAUCAGGACAUCCUCAUAUGACCAAGACGUGAUUGCAAAAAGCACUGAUGGCGAAGACGCUCGACAGGAAAAGGCAGAGAGAUUGGGAACAUUGAAGAAAUUAGUGAGCAGCUCUUCGUCAUCAUCAGGUGGGUCAGAUUCGGAUAUAGAUGACAGAAACAAUCACUCGCAAUUUGAUUCGACUAACACCAAUGUCGAUAAAAAAUCAAAUGUUACCACUAGUAGAAAAUCUACUACAGAAGACAGCAGUAUAUCAAGCGACGUUUUCAUUUCUGAAUCAAGAGAAAGCUCUGUCCGACCUAGUGUGACGUCAUCAAUACAUUCAAAACAAUCGGAUGACAGUUCGUCGUCAUCAGAAUCAGGAAGCUUUGACAUGUCAUCGAUGACGUCAUCGUUACGUAAUCUCAUCGAAGAAUCUCGAGUAUCAUUAUCUUCGUCAAGUGACGAUGAUGACAGUGAAAGAUUCAGAUUAGAAGAAAAAUUCUUCGGCCAUGGAAAUCAAGAUGAUAUUUCUCAUCAAUUUGAUUUACCGAAUGAGAAAGAACCAUACGUUGAAAGUGGAGGAGAAAUACUAGGAGUUAUGAAAACAUCGGCAAAAUAUGGAUAA
This is a messenger RNA of Styela clava, 2541 nucleotides long. RefSeq lists its product as uncharacterized. The record is from RefSeq and is a predicted model, not a curated record. Lineage: Eukaryota; Metazoa; Chordata; Ascidiacea; Stolidobranchia; Styelidae.